This is a messenger RNA of Orycteropus afer afer, 1394 nucleotides long. It is a transcript of the gene PAICS, whose product is annotated as phosphoribosylaminoimidazole carboxylase and phosphoribosylaminoimidazolesuccinocarboxamide synthase. Gene Ontology annotation, biological process: 'de novo' IMP biosynthetic process. The record is from RefSeq and is a predicted model, not a curated record. Gene Ontology annotation, molecular function: phosphoribosylaminoimidazolesuccinocarboxamide synthase activity. Lineage: Eukaryota; Metazoa; Chordata; Mammalia; Tubulidentata; Orycteropodidae.
GCCUCUUCAAGACAAUGGCGACCUCUGAGGUACUCAACAUUGGUAUAAAACUGUAUGAGGGUAAAACAAAAGAAGUCUAUGAAUUGUUAGAUAGUCCAGGAAAAGUUCUUCUGCAGUCCAAGGACCAGAUUACAGCAGGAAAUGCAGCUAGAAAGAAUCACUUAGAAGGAAAAGCUGCAAUUUCUAAUAAAAUUACCAGUUGUAUUUUUCAGUUAUUACAGGAAGCAGGCAUCAAAACUGCUUUCACCAGAAAAUGUGGGGAGACAGCUUUCAUUGCACCCCAGUGUGAAAUGAUUCCAAUUGAAUGGGUUUGUAGAAGAAUAGCAACUGGUUCCUUUCUCAAAAGAAACCCUGGUGUCAAGGAAGGAUAUAAGUUUUACCCACCUAAAGUGGAGCUGUUUUUCAAGGAUGAUGCCAGUAAUGAUCCACAGUGGUCUUUGGAACAGCUGAUUGCUGCAAAAUUUUGCUGUGCUGGUCUUGUUAUAGGGCAGACUGAAGUGGAUAUCAUGAGUCAUGCCACACAGGCUGUUUUUGAAAUACUGGAGAAGUCUUGGUUGCCCCAGAACUGUACAUUGGUUGAUAUGAAGAUUGAAUUUGGUGUUGAUGUCACCACGAAAGAAAUUGUUCUUGCUGAUGUUAUUGAUAAUGAUUCUUGGAGACUGUGGCCAUCAGGAGAUCGAAGCCAACAGAAAGAUAAACAGUCAUAUCGUGACCUCAAAGAAGUAACUCCUGAAGGGCUGCAGAUGGUAAAGAAAAAUUUUGAAUGGGUUGCAGAGCGAGUAGAGUUGCUUCUGAAAUCAGAGAGUCAUUGCAGGGUUGUAGUAUUGAUGGGCUCAACCUCUGAUCUCUGUCACUGUGAAAAAAUCAAAAAGGCUUGUGGAAAUUUUGGCAUUCCAUGUGAACUUCGGGUAACGUCUGCCCAUAAAGGACCAGAUGAAACUCUGAGGAUUAAAGCUGAAUACGAGGGAGAUGGCAUUCCUACUGUAUUUGUGGCAGUAGCAGGCAGAAGCAAUGGCUUGGGACCAGUGAUGUCUGGUAACACUGCAUAUCCAGUUAUCAGCUGUCCACCCCUGACACCAGACUGGGGAGCUCAGGAUGUAUGGUCUUCUCUUCGACUACCCAGUGGUCUUGGCUGUUCAACUAUACUUUCUCCAGAAGGAUCAGCUCAGUUUGCUGCUCAGAUAUUUGGAUUAAAUAAUCAUUUGGUAUGGGCCAAACUGCGAGCAAGUAUAUUAAAUACAUGGAUUUCCUUGAAGCAGGCUGACAAGAAAAUCAGAGAAUGUAGUUUAUAAGAAUUUUACUGCGUCUUUCUAAUAAGAACAACUACAAAUUCUUGGUUUGGCUAUAGAAAAACAUGCUAGAUUAAAGGAUUCUAAAUUACAGGAAACAAAAAU